Molecule: messenger RNA, 1835 nt
Organism: Episyrphus balteatus (marmalade hoverfly)
Lineage: Eukaryota; Metazoa; Arthropoda; Insecta; Diptera; Syrphidae
Product: coiled-coil domain-containing protein 174
Exons: 2
Coding region: 74-1792 (572 amino acids)
Cellular component (GO): nucleus
Source: RefSeq, a predicted model, not a curated record
AAAUUUUGUUUUAUUUUAAAUUUUUAAUUUUAUUUCAUACGAUUAAAAAAUAAUAAAAACAUUUUUCAUCAAAAUGAAUGAUCCAAAUAAAAAAAUAGAUGUAAAUCUAUCAUCUCUAAUGAGCCUUAAAGCUGAACUACUUCGUAAACAGGCUGAAGUAAGUAAAGUCAAAGCAACCAGAUCCACCACAGAAACCAUCAUCAUUCCAAACAAAGCUAAAACUUAUAAAAAAGAUACAAUAACCGAGCUUGAAAAAGAUAAAAAAGAUUCACCCAAAGUCUAUGAAAUAGAAGACACUGCUUUACUUGAAAAAUCAAGAAAAGUUCUUGAAGCCAAAUCGAAAUUUUACGACAAAAUGACAAAAAUGGGUGGUCAAUUAAAUUCCGAUGACAAUUGUCUUGUUUUAUUUAAUCGUAAGAAACAAGAAGAUCCAAGACCGUUAGAAAGAAAAGCCUACUCCUCAUCUGACGAUUCUGAAUCUGAUCAAGAUCAUGGUCAUGUCGAUGAAGAGUCAGUCGAUCCCGAUGAGGAAUGGGUUGAAUAUACAGAUUGUUUAGGAAGAACUAGAAAAUGUAUGCGAGGUGAUCUCGAAUCAAUUAAGAAAAAAGACACCGAGUUGGCGGCUAGUAUUCCCGAACGCUUGGAUCAAAGUCAACCAAAUUGGAUGAUUGAUGUUGUUGGUAAUAAAAAAACAACAACAGAAGAAUCUGAAGCACCUGCGUCGGUUUUAGGCGAUGGUGCUUCGAUAAUGUCGAAGCAUGAUGAAAUGAGAAAUAAUUGGGAGAAGAAAGAGAUUGAGAAUGUUACCAAAGAAAAUGUUCACUAUCAAGAUGUAUUUUUUGAUGAAGCUCGUCAACAUGGUGUUGGUUAUUAUGCAUUUUCGACGGACGAAGAGGAGAGAGCUCGUCAGCAGAAGGAAUUGGAAGAGACUAGAAAAAAGACACUCAACGAACAGGCAAACAAGGAAGCUCAACGCAAUUAUCGUGAGAAAAUCAUUGCCGAGCGAGUUAAAGCGGCGAAAAAUAGGCAAAGAGCUCGACUUGGUUUACCUCCACUCGAAGAUGAAGAAAUUGAAGAUAAACCAGCAAAAGAAACGAAAGAAGAGCGUAAACAACGCAAGAAAGAAGAAAAACAGAAACGUCGAAAGGAGAAGGAGGAACAAAUACGCGAAGAAGAACGACAGAGUCAUAUUCGUCCUUGGGAUAGAGAGAAGGCAAAUGGACAUUCAGAGACGUCUGAAGAAGAACCAAUUGUUGAUCAACCAUGGGCUUAUAGGCCAGAUCGUGAACCUAUGUCACAAGAGGAAUGGAAUGAGAAGAAGCGAACUGAAAGAAAUCCCGAAUUCGCGCCAAGUGCAGAGGAACCACGCAGAAAGAUGAAAUAUAGAGAGAAACCUAGUUCAGCAGGAAUGGGUCCUGAGCCUAAAAUGUCAAGAACUAGCUUUAAAGCUGAUGACUCAAUGUAUAACAUGCCACCUCCACCACCACCAACACACAAUCCAUUUGCCAACUCUAGUUUUGCACCGUUUCAAUCAACAAAGAAAAGCAACAACUUCGUCAGGAAGAAUUACACUGGUUUUGAUAAUGAAGAUAAGGAAGAGGCUGUAGAUAUUCGACGAGGUGCUGAAAUACCACCACCAAGAGAUUUGGAUCCUGAACCCUAUGUUAGAUCGCGACAAACUAGCGAUGGUUUAGAGAGUUCUAUUGAAGCUGGUCUUAAAUUCCUGCGAAAUAACUUUGAUAAGAACACACUGUCGAAUAAGUCAAGUUGGACUGCAAGGUCUGAUUAUUGAAAAAGCUUUCAGGGAUUACAAAUAAAAUUUUUCUUUAAGAUUA